GCGCAAAAUGACAUUCAUUCAGCUAACAAACACGAAUUCCUAUCUAUCUACACCAAAAUCCAUGCUCGUGCAUUCUCAAAGGCCAAUAUAUUGGGUGGACUUGCAGCUGCUGGUCUUAUUCCUUUUAAACCAGAGAGUGCUCGCAAAACUCCAUAUCAAGCUGAAGACACCAAUUCCACCUUCUUCUCCAUCCAGCAAUCAAUCCUUUUAUUUAGGAAGAACACCAGCCAGUCUUUAUCAGUUGAAUGAGCAGAAAAAGCAGAUUCAAGACCUCAACGACAGUCUCUAUCCUCAGUUGUUGCAGAGCAGAUGCUUGAAGAGUCAUAAAGGGUGCAGAGAUGGCAAUGCAGAAUUCUAUCCUUUUACAACAAGAAAUCCAUCGGCUUCACACAUCAAAUAAGCAUCAGAAAGAGAAGAAGAUGACACGAGCCUUUAUUCAAGAUAAAGGGAGUUUAACAGGUGAAGAGGGGCUGCAAAGAUUGAGAGAAACUAGAAAGAGAGGCCAUACAAGAGCCAUCAUCAUCAUCAUCAUCAUCAAGAUCCUGACGACCAGCACGGUGCAGUAAUUGCAAUAAAGAAGGCCAUAAUAGAUUGAAAUGCCCUGUUCCCUGUUAGAGAACAAUAGAUUUAAUGGAUUUAAUGGAUUUUGGUUUGC
Molecule: messenger RNA, 655 nt
Organism: Aspergillus glaucus CBS 516.65
Lineage: Eukaryota; Fungi; Ascomycota; Eurotiomycetes; Eurotiales; Aspergillaceae
Exons: 1
Coding region: 339-566 (75 amino acids)
Source: RefSeq, a predicted model, not a curated record